GGAAGCUCCUACCACCAUUUGAAUCAACCCCUAUUCUUAUUGAUUUUUUUUCUUAUUUGCUUCGAACUCUAAAUAACACGUCCUAAUCAUAUUCUUACUUGUAUGCUUAGUGAUUCGUUCCGUGAAUAACGGUAUUGACUCGGCCAAUUUUGGGGGCGGUUAGUUGAAAUCGAUCAUUGAAACGUCUGAUGUUGAACUACAAAUUCAAAAUCAUUCCUACGCUUACCUCCUGGAAAGCUGACCCCAUCGUCAGUGCUCCAGGCUAAUCUACAUAGUUUAGUCUCGCCUCGAGCGAUGUGAGCAUUUUUCCUCUUCAUAUCUCUUCGACAGCAUUUGCUAGCUUUGAAGCCCUGCCGGAUAAAUCACAUCAUUAAAUCGCGACAAUGGCGUUUCGUCGCGUUCGAGUACUGCUCGCCGUUAUUGCCAUCUGGGCCCUUGGGUCCUGGUACUACAGCUGGAGCCCGCCAGAUGGCGCAGGGUUAUUCAAUCAUGGACAUACCCCAAGUAAACCGUUGACCCAAGACUCUGCUGGAUCCGGACGUCUUAGGUGGGAGAAACGACCGCCUCGUUAUCCUGUAGACAAGUUCGCUACCCUACCGACCAACAAGCAAACCAAACGUAUACCUCGUGUACAAGCCGCGAAGCCCGAAGAGACCUCCGCCGAGAAAGAAACACGAUUGAGACGACUUGCUACAAUCAAAGGCAGUUUCAAGCAUAGUUGGGAUGGGUAUAAGAAAUACGCGUGGGGCCAUGAUGAGAUCAAGCCUAUCUCGGGACUACACAAGGAUCCCUUCGGUGGUUGGGCCGCAACCCUUGUCGAUUCUCUAGACAGCCUAUGGCUCUUCGAUAUGAAGGAAGAUUUCGAACUCGCGGUGAAGGCCUGCGACAAGAUUGAUUUCGGCAUUACGGAGGCACGAGACAUCAACAUUUUCGAGACGGUAAUUCGAUAUCUUGGAGGCUUUUUAGCUGCAUACGAACUUAGCGGCGGUCAAUACGCGAGUCUUCUCAAAAAAGCGACCGAGGUCGCCGAUUUGGUGAUGACAGCUUUUGACACGCCCAACCACAUGCCUCUGACACGAUUCCCUUGGCAAAGGUAUGCUAAGGGUGAGCCAUAUAAGGCACGAGGAUAUUCUUUACUUGCUGAGGUCGGGUCACUCGGCCUCGAGCUUACUAAGUUGUCCCAGUUGACUGGCGACAUGCAGUACUACGACGCUGCACAAAGGAUUUCCGACGGGUUAGAAAAUAACCAAAAACAAACUACACUCCCAGGGAUGUGGCCAGUCAUAAUUGAUGCCUCGAAGACGCCUAUUCAGUCUAGCGGCGAUUCGUAUACUCUAGGUGGAAUGAGUGAUAGUACCUACGAGUAUUUAGGGAAGCAGUACUUGUUGCUCGGAGGUGCUCUUGAUCAACCACGAAAGAUGUACAAUGCUUUCAUUGACGUGGCAAAGAAGCAUCUUCUCCGUCGCGCUCUAAACCCGGAUAAUACCCCUCUACUUUUCUUUGGUGACGCCCGUAUCACUACCUCGUCAGAUGGUGAUAAGCAAGUUGUGACUAGCCCAGUAGCGCAGCAUUUAACGUGUUUUGCGGGGGGCAUGGUAGGCUUAGCUGCUAAGAUAUUCGAACGUCCAGCAGAUUUAGACGUAGCCGAACAGUUGACUGAUGGUUGCGUAUGGUCAUAUAAUGCGACCGUCUCAGGCAUCGGACCGGAGAUCUUCCACUUUAUUCCUUGUGAUCCUGACACCUCGAAGGAUGACUGUCAGUGGAGCGAAGAGCGUUGGACCGGAGCUUUGAGAAAGUACUGGGGCCAAAAUACCAAGGGCGACACGCUUUCCGACCAACAGGUGGAGAGCAUCAUAGAAACUCGGCGAUUACCUCGAGGUAUGGUUGAGGUCGAUGAUCGCCGUUAUAUUCUACGACCGGAAGCCAUCGAAUCAGUAUUCAUGAUGUAUCGCUUGACAGGAAAAGCCAAAUACAUGGAAAAGGCUUGGGCCAUGUUUGAAGCUGUCGAGAAAUGGACGCGGUCUAAGUACGCCGCGGCAGCGCUUGAUGACAUUACGGUAAAACAUCCCAAACAGGUAGACAGUAUGGAAAGCUUCUGGUUAGCGGAAACACUGAAGUAUUUCUAUUUGAUUUUCGGCGAUUGGGAUCUGGCUAAUCUGGAUGAGUGGGUAUUAAACACUGAGGCGCAUCCUCUCCGACGUGCAGAUGCCUGGAAUAGACGGUGAAAGCAUAGGAGAUGAGUUAUGAUACCCCUAGAAUUGGUCGUGUAUAACAUGCAAGGCAAUCGUUAGAGAAGGAGAAGGGGGGGGGAGAGGUUGGAUUGAUGACUACAAUGCUCUUUUACAUUGCGAUUAUGGUAAAUCAACAACUAAUUAGGAUUGUCGUUGGUAUUGGCAUAUUUACUGCCUGAAGCACACGAGAGUUCUAUACAAGAUAGAAUAAUAUGUUGCGUUGAAUUCGCCUCUGGCAGUCAUCUAAUCGAUUUCCUGUAGAUCUUGAUAUCAUACCUAUUUUCGGUACUGAAUUGGCCAAGAGGUAAGGGAUCCAUCAGCCUCCACUUAGAAUAUAUUAUCGUGUAUUAUUGUUGCAAUUGGCGUGGAAUAUACAUGAAUUAGGAUAGAAUUGUACCGAAGUACCUAAAAUCGAGCACCUUUUUGGACAAUUUGGGCAGGCAUGUUCCGGUAGUGGCCGAAUUGAUGAGACGAUUCGAUGCUGCAGCUGUGCUU
Hypoxylon trugodes is the source of this 2726-nucleotide messenger RNA. Its product is annotated as glycoside hydrolase family 47 protein. Gene Ontology annotation, biological process: carbohydrate metabolic process; N-glycan processing. Gene Ontology annotation, cellular component: Golgi membrane; endoplasmic reticulum. The record is from RefSeq and is a predicted model, not a curated record. Bases 384 to 2225 code for a protein of 613 amino acids. Gene Ontology annotation, molecular function: calcium ion binding; mannosyl-oligosaccharide 1,2-alpha-mannosidase activity. Lineage: Eukaryota; Fungi; Ascomycota; Sordariomycetes; Xylariales; Hypoxylaceae. The transcript has a single exon.